Messenger RNA from Diprion similis, 1471 nucleotides. It is a transcript of the gene Tdh, whose product is annotated as L-threonine 3-dehydrogenase, mitochondrial. The transcript has 6 exons. NCBI's taxonomy places the organism in Eukaryota, Metazoa, Arthropoda, Insecta, Hymenoptera, Diprionidae. Gene Ontology annotation, biological process: L-threonine catabolic process. Bases 227 to 1309 code for a protein of 360 amino acids. The record is from RefSeq and is a predicted model, not a curated record. Gene Ontology annotation, molecular function: L-threonine 3-dehydrogenase activity.
GUUGAGAGUGUUGUUAAAAAAGAGGUUUCGCAUAAUUCACUUUGCUUAUCAUAUGCAACUCAGGGCACUGCGAAACAUACAAUGAAGAGAUAAUGGUUACAUAUAAAUUUUAUAUCGUGCUGUUGUAAUAUAGUUUUGCAAAUAUUCCUAUAACGGGUUACCUACCUGUCUUCGCUCGGUUGAAUUUUAAGAUUCACUUGUUUGAAGUAUUCAGAUCUUGGAAAAAAUGUACGUUGGGCAAUUGCUGACCCUGCAAGCCCGCAAGAUCGCCCUCAGGAGCUUCAGUACAACCUCGAAGCUGAAGCAAAUUGGAAGCUACCAAAACCAUAACAAAAUACCGAAGAUUCUUAUUACUGGUGGAUUAGGUCAGCUCGGCAGUGACUGUGCGAAACUCUUGCGCAGCAAGUACGGAAGUGAAAAUGUAAUACUUUCCGACAUCAUCAAACCCACUGACGAGGGUCUACGGAAUGGGCCCUUUAUUUUCGCCGACAUACUUGACUUCAAGGGUCUUCAAAAAAUAAUAGUUAAUAAUCGGAUAGACUGGCUUAUACAUUUCAGCGCGCUUCUCAGUGCCGUUGGGGAGCAGAACGUACCCUUGGCUGUCAGAGUUAACAUAGAAGGAAUGCACAAUGUCAUCGAACUAGCGAGACAGUACAACCUUCGGAUAUUCGUUCCUUCAACUAUUGGCGCCUUUGGGCCGGAUUCUCCGCGCAACCCGACACCGAACGUUACAAUUCAGCGUCCACGAACCAUCUACGGAGUAAGCAAAGUUCACGCAGAACUCCUUGGGGAAUAUUAUCAUCAUAGGUUUGGCCUUGACUUCCGAUGUCUCAGGUUCCCGGGCGUAAUCAGCAGCGACCUUCCCAGCGGCGGCACCACAGAUUAUGCAAUAUCGGUCUUUCACGAGGGUAUGCGUCACGGAAAGUACGAAUGUUAUCUUGAACCCCACACAAGGAUGCCUAUGAUGUACAUCGAGGACUGUCUCAAUGCACUCUUUCAGUUCUUAAACGCACCAAACGAAGCCUUAGGCAGACGAGUUUAUAAUGUGACUGCAAUGAGCUUUACUCCGGAAGAACUCUUCGCAGAGAUAAAGAAUUACAUUCCUGAUUUACAGAUCACCUAUAAGCCAGACAGUCGGCAGCUCAUCGCCGAUGCCUGGCCCCAAGUCUUUGACGACAGCGAGGCACGACGCGAUUGGGGAUGGAAACACAAAUACGGUAUGGAGGGCCUCGUUGCUGCCAUGAUCAGAGACGUGAACGAAAAUUUACUACUUAAAAAUACCCAGCAACAAGUGAAUAGCUACGUAUAACCAAUCCAGUACUCAAAUUUGAAAGUCUUCAUUAGUGUAACUGCCCUUGUGUUCGAGUCAUACACUGCAACAGCGGUAUGAAAAACAGAAACUCUGUUACACUGGUUGAACUUUUUGGAAAGGUGGUAUAAGUUUUCAAAGAUGCCUAUUUAUGUUUGUUGU